Messenger RNA from Fusarium poae, 414 nucleotides. RefSeq lists its product as uncharacterized. The coding region runs from base 1 to 414 and encodes 137 amino acids. The record is from RefSeq and is a predicted model, not a curated record. The transcript has 4 exons. Lineage: Eukaryota; Fungi; Ascomycota; Sordariomycetes; Hypocreales; Nectriaceae.
AUGUUUAAAAACCCCCUUCUUCCCCUAUGGUAUCUACUAAUACAGUACCUCCAGAAAGCUUCGAUUCCCAGUCCGGGAGCUGCACCGAAGAGUAGCGGAAGUGUCUGUGGAACAAGCACCCGAGAAGCUCGUGCCUCUUGCUGGUCCGUGCACAUCUUUCUAGAAAGCUUCCCUGACGGCAACCACCUCACAGCUCCCUUCCCCCCACUUCUCUCCAUUCCGUUGGGUCUAGUUUACCAGGAUUGUAUUAUCUGCUUUGCAAUCAUCCACAAGACCGCUGCAGUAGCUACCAUCGCCAACGAACAAGUGCUCUCCACUCGCCCCGCGAUACCCCUCACACGACGACAGGUAUUCAUUCUGUGCCUGUUCGACGACAUAAUACCGGAUAUUUCGAGCCACGCCAAUCACACCUAA